UUUAAAGGGGUAUUUAAGGCGCGGCGGUUUGAAUUCAAACAGUUCCGGCGGCCCUGAGGUGGCGGGUCAGGGCCGGAGCUGUGCGUGCCGCUCUCACGCUAUGGACAGGAACACGAAGGAGAACCACGCCGCGUACCCCGGCCGCACUGCCAAGGUUGGAAAUGCCAUUGGAGAUGGCCCCAAACGUGUCCCUGUGUCCCAGCACUCAGCCCAGAGCCGGUUACUGACCAGUGGAGUUCCAGCUCGUGUUCUGUGCCCCACAAACUUCGCCCAGCGAGUUCCUGUGCAAUCCCAAAAACCUGUACUCUCAACCCAAAAACUGUCCAACAACCAAACAACGCAGCAGCUCCGACCCAAACUGCCCCAGGCCACUGUGACACCUCAGGCUGCAAGCAAGAGCAGUGAAAAACCUCCCCAGGCUGCAGCACCUGCAAAAAAUCCUGAUGCAGAAAGCACCUCUAAACAGAAAACUGAAGAGAGUGUCAAGAAGAAAACUGAAGAGACUGAAAAGAAGAGUGAAGAAACUAAAAAAAGGCAAUGGUCUCUUGAUGAUUUUGAAAUUGGUCGCCCUCUGGGGAAAGGAAAAUUUGGGAAUGUGUACCUGGCACGUGAAAAACAGAGCAAAUUUAUUCUUGCACUGAAAGUGCUCUUUAAAACACAACUUGAGGAAGCUGGUGUAGAACAUCAGCUACGAAGGGAAGUGGAAAUACAGUCUCAUCUUAGGCACCCCAACAUUCUCAGAUUAUAUGGCUACUUCCAUGAUGUGACAAGAGUCUAUCUGAUCCUGGAGCAUGCACCUCGUGGAGAAGUCUACAGGGAACUUCAGAGGCUCACCAAGUUCGAUGAGCAAAGAACUGCUACUUACAUCACAGAACUUGCAGAUGCCCUCUCGUACUGUCACUCCAAGCGUGUGAUCCACAGAGACAUCAAGCCAGAGAACUUGCUGCUUGGAUCAAAUGGAGAGUUAAAAAUUGCUGACUUCGGGUGGUCUGUGCAUGCUCCAUCUUCUCGGAGAACAACUCUCUGUGGGACACUUGACUACCUGCCUCCUGAAAUGAUUGAAGGAAGAACACAUGAUGAAAAGGUGGACAUUUGGAGCCUGGGAGUUCUGUGCUACGAAUUCCUUGUAGGGAAACCACCUUUUGAAACAAAAACCUAUCAAGAAACCUACAGAGCUAUUUCCAGGGUGGAAUUCAAGUUUCCUCCAUUUGUAACAGAAGGGGCGAGGGAUUUAAUUUCCAAGCUCCUGAAGCAUAACCCCUUCCAUCGCCUGCCCCUGAAGGAUGUACUUAUCCAUCCCUGGAUCACAGCAAACUCUACCAAGACUCCCACCAGCAGGAAGAGUGGUGGUGCUGCCCCAUCCAAAACAUAGUUUUAGGAGGGUGACUUGUGGGAUCAACAAGAGGAGCCUGGUACUGUGACUACUGUAAUGCUUACAAUAGGAAAAGCAGGUCUUGGAAUCUAGUGGCAACUGGGAUGAAAAUCCUUGGGUUGGCUGGUGUCUUAAACUCUAAUUGCAGCAUAAAGUUACUUGACUUUCUAGCUGGAGCUUGUGGAAUAUUUAAUGUACUUGAAAUCAGUUCCAUGUGGGCCAGGUUUGCUGAUGUAAGUAUGAAGCUGUUGGAGGCUCUUGUGCUGUGGUCUGUGCUGAAAAUGGUUCGUUGUUCCACCACAAGGAAGUUGUUCUGGCUUAUGGAACAGUGCAAUAUCCUGGAGAUGCCUGCUCCUCCCUCCCUGGGCUGCUCAGGGUGUCUUACCUGUGGUGCAACCUGAAACUGAGCGAGGUGAAUGCCUUUUUCCAGUGUUCUAAGAAUGAUGUGGCAAUUGGUUGUGUCUCUAGUUUUAAAUGUGAGUACUCAAUUUGUAAAAUAAAGACUUGUUACACUGCACCUGGCA
Cyanistes caeruleus (blue tit) is the source of this 1896-nucleotide messenger RNA. It is a transcript of the gene AURKA, whose product is annotated as aurora kinase A. Gene Ontology annotation, molecular function: ATP binding; protein kinase activity. Gene Ontology annotation, biological process: meiotic spindle organization; mitotic cell cycle; meiotic cell cycle. The record is from RefSeq and is a predicted model, not a curated record. NCBI's taxonomy places the organism in Eukaryota, Metazoa, Chordata, Aves, Passeriformes, Paridae.